Talaromyces marneffei is the source of this 1620-nucleotide messenger RNA. RefSeq lists its product as uncharacterized. The transcript has a single exon. The record is from RefSeq and is a predicted model, not a curated record. Lineage: Eukaryota; Fungi; Ascomycota; Eurotiomycetes; Eurotiales; Trichocomaceae. The coding region runs from base 1 to 1620 and encodes 539 amino acids.
AUGCCCGGCCGCCUACUGUCGAGCCUAGUACGCUCGUCCUCGCCACAUGCCAUCACAUCAGCUUCCCGCGCUUCAUCGACUACUUCAGUGAACGAUAGUGCGCCAUCAUCUUCUUCCAACACAUCAUCCAAGAGAAACUCCUGGUCGUUCCCCACCGCCGAGGGUCAUGACAGCACCAUCGAAAAUCGCAUCACAGCAGCCAUGGACCAUAUCAUCCACCCCCACAAGGAAAAACGCAUAAGUCUGGGAAGAUCAUCGCGCUCAAAGGAGCGCGGCAAAUCCUCAAAAGAAAUUCAACGCACUGUAUCCGGCCCAAAGCUCGACGUGGUCAUUGAAUCUCCCCCACUCGUCUUUUAUGGCACCCCGGCCAACUCGACUGGAGCUUUGUUUUCCGGACGUAUGCGUGUUACCGUCUCUGAGCAAUUGGGUUCCGCCACUUUGAAAGAAUUCAAGGUCGAUCUCACCAAGACAUUCACAACCAAGAAACCAAUUUCCAGGGACUGCCCCGGCUGCGCUUCCCGGCUCGAUAUUCUCAAGAAAUGGGACUUUUUGACGGAAUCCGUGACUUUGAAAAACGGAGACCAUGACUUCCCCUUCAGCUACUUGUUCCCAGGAAACUUACCCGCCAGCGCUCAAGGAAACCUCGGUGUUAUUGAAUACUGGAUCACUGCUCGUGCCGUUACAACCACCGGAGCCGAGAUUGUCAAGAAAGUUCCUCUUACUGUUCAUCGUGCCAUUCUGCCCGGUAACGACCGUGCCUCUGUCCGUAUCUUUCCUCCAACCAACUUGACCGGACGAGUUAUCCUUCCGUCUGUGGUACACCCAAUUGGUGCGUUCCCAGUCCAGAUGAGUCUCAGUGGUGUCGUGGAAAAGGGAGACGAAACUCAAACUCGGUGGAGGCUCCGAAAGAUGAUGUGGCGUAUCGAGGAGCACCAAAAGGUGGUUUCCAGCUCUUGUGCAAAGCACGCCCACAAAAUUGGUGGUGAAGGAAAGGGCGUUCUACAUCAGGAAACCCGAAUCAUCGGCCACAACGAGGAAAAGGCCGGAUGGAAGACGGAUUUCGAUACUGCCGGUGGUGAGAUCAACAUGGAAUUCUUGGCCAAUAUCAAGCCUGGAAGCAAGCCUAUCUGCGAUCUCGACGUCAAGGGUCAUAUGGAAGUCAAGCACAAUCUCGUCAUUGAGCUCAUUGUUGCGGAAGAGUUCUGCCCGAACCGAAACACCAAGCUUAUUACUCCUACCGGUGCUGCUCGCGUUCUCCGCAUGCAGUUCAAUCUGCUCGUUACUGACCGGAGUGGUUUGGGAAUCAGCUGGGACGAGGAAAUGCCUCCCGUUUACGACGAUGUUCCAGCCAGCCCUCCUGGAUACUUUGCCGUCAAUGGCGGCUGCGAGAUGGAAGACUAUGUUGGCUCGCCACUUCCGGAUCUCCCUGAUUACGAAGAUCUUGAGCGCUUGGAUCGAUCUGAGGAUUCGUCCAUCUCCGGACUAUCGCGCGAGAUGUCUCGAUUGACAGCCGACGACCUCAUCGCCGAACCUGAGGUUGCAGCCCCUCGCAACCAUGUCGAAGCGGAGACACCGGAUGUUGUUGAAGCUGGAAACCUCGAGGCAAGCGAAACUGCUUGA